This is a messenger RNA of Neurospora tetraspora, 864 nucleotides long. RefSeq lists its product as uncharacterized. The transcript has 3 exons. The coding region runs from base 1 to 864 and encodes 287 amino acids. Lineage: Eukaryota; Fungi; Ascomycota; Sordariomycetes; Sordariales; Sordariaceae. The record is from RefSeq and is a predicted model, not a curated record.
AUGCUCGUCCCGCUUGAUGCAGAGAACAACAAGGCCACCAUGGCCCAACAACCGCUCGACGCCUGCUGCACCUGUGCAACCCUUUUAUCCUCGGUCCCCCGCUUCGUUCUGGAAACCGAGAAACCUCUUCCGGACGAUCGCCGAUUGAGUUGCUGCGGCCGAGUGAUUUGCGGUAACUGUAUAUAUAACAACCCCCGUUUCAGCAGUUACUGUCCCUACUGCCAGACCCCAUCAUCAUCAUCAUCAUCUUCCUCUUCAUACCCUACUCCCAUAAACCCCCACGCUAUCCCCCCUACCACAGCAGAAACCCAAGACCCCAAACCAUCAAAAGACCAAAAAGUACCCGACACAAUCCACCACCUCCACCCGCACGAUACCCUCCCCUCCCUCUCCCUCCGCUACUCCGUCCCUUUGCCCAUCCUCCUCGCCCACAACCGCCUCCCCCUCUUCUCCCUCUCCACCUCCUCUUCCCCUUUCCAUUCCAGCUCUUCCGCGCUUUUGUUCGCCCGCGGUAGACGCACCAUCUUGAUCCCGGGGGAAUACAACCCAUCCGGCGUUUCACUUUCUCCUUUUCCCGUGGAGAGCGAGGAAGAAAUCGAGAAAAAGAAAAAGAUAAGGAAGUGGAUGAUGAGGACGAAAGUGGCGGAUUAUGAUGUUGCGGUUUUGUAUUUGGAGGGGUGUGGGUUUGAUGUUGAGCAAGCGGUGAAGGCGUUGAGGGAUGAUGAGAGGUGGGAGAGGGAACAUCCUUUGAGGGAUGGGGAUCAGGGGAGGGGGACGACGAAGGGGAAAGGGAGGGUUAUGGGGAGGACGUGGAUAAGUGGGGUGAAGAGGUUGGUUCCUCCUGCCUCUACGGUUGGGAAGUAG